This is a messenger RNA of Prorocentrum cordatum, 4020 nucleotides long. The record is from the annotation of a GenBank genome assembly. Lineage: Eukaryota; Dinophyceae; Prorocentrales; Prorocentraceae.
AUGUUGAUUAGUCAAUCAGUUGUUAUCCAUAUAUUUGCUGUUCUUGGGUUCUCCGAGUUCGGCACCUCCAUAAGGCUUGACUCGUUCAACCGCGACGGCAUCUCCAAGGCCGACGCCUCCAUAUUCGUCGACUGGUUCGACCGCGACGGCAUCUCCAAGGCCGACGCCUCCAUAUUCGUCGACUCGUUCGACAUAGACGGCAUCUCCAAGGCGCACGCCUCCAUAUUCGUCGACAAGCCUGAUUGCUGCAACAACACUUUCGGCAGCGAGAUCGGCACUACUGGUGGCAGCGACUCUGACACCGCUGGCAUCGGCGCUACUGGCAGCGACAUCUUCACUACUGGCAGCGAGAUCGGCACUACUGGCAGCGGCAUCGACACUACUGGCACGAGUACUGGCAGCGAGUUCGGCACAACUGGCGACAACAGCAACGUGGACAUGGAUCAGUUCGAGGAGUUGGAGGUGGAGGAGGCGCCAGCUCCAGCAGCAGCAGCAGCAGCUCAGCAGGCGCAGCUCCCUUUCGCGUUGGACCAGUUCGAGGAGUUGGAGGUGGAGGAGGCGCCACCAGCAGCAGAAGCAGCACCGAGACGGAAGCCAUCGUGGUCGGCCGAGGGCGUCGGCCACGCGAGGGAGGUCAAGUUGAAGAAAGCUGUGAAGGAGCUCAAGCAGAAGUUGAAGGUUGGGGUGGUGGGCUUCAGCGCACCUGCGACGGUUCAUCCGCACCGUCGCUUCGCCAACCCAGCAAGCUGCGUUGGCGAGGCCAUCAUCAGGAACGUUUCCACCAUGGUGCCAGGCUCGGAGCUGAUCACUGGGAGACCUGGGACGGCGCUGGGGAGGAAGCGCAAGGUCGAGGCGGGCGACUUCCAGCUGGCCACGCGGGCCGUCUUCCUCGAGCUCAAACGCAACAUCAACAUCGGAGUGAAGCACAAGCGCAUCCAGACAGUUGCUUGUGCAGUUGCUCGGCUGCGGCAGGAGAAGGCUCUCAAGCAUUGCUUCGAGAAGAGCGCGGUGGCCAUCGAGCUCUCCGGCGACAACAUAGUUCAUGCGUCUGGAGGACACAUGUGGGACGAGGUGGAGGUGAAGCAGGCGUGGCGCCCGUCGAAGAAGUACCGCGUACUGAGGAAGAACGUUGCACAGCCAACAUUGGUGCAGCGCACCACCGUCAACCUGAGCCUCGUCAACCUCAGCCGCAAGGAGGGGAGGCAGUUUCAAACGUAUUGGGUAUCUCAGCCCACGGAGGUCGGCGGCACGAAGGCGAUGCAUUUACUUCCUGGCAUUCUGAAGGGCAUGCCAGAGCAGUGGGAUUUCCAAAAGGUAGCGAAGCUGACCGAGACGCUCGGCGCAGUAUCGAGCCUGACGUUCAUGCCAAUGUGCGACAAGGCCAGCAGCAACGUGAGCAUCAUGAAGAUGUGGGCGGGCGCCGAGCAGCAGUUUAAGGAAGCGUUGCCCGAGCUUGGCAAGAAGUUGCUGUAUUUUCCAGAUACGUGCGGUAUACAUUCACACCACCGCGGCAAGCUGGCACUCAAAGGACUGCGCCCACACACCAUGAGACACUAUUCGAUAGCGUCGAUGUCUAGAUACAGAGGCAACCUCUCGCGGUGCAUCCACGGCAUCGAGAAUAUCGUUCAGUCUCAACUUCAUCGGGAGGUUGGCCCAGCCCCUCCAUUCCCCGACACGCUGGAACGAGUGGCGGACUUCCUUUACGACUUCAGCGCUGGUCACCACAGACGACCAGGCAAGGGCGGCAAGGGCGACGGCGAGUCGCAGCUUCUGAAGGACCUGAAAGGUUUGACCGUCAUGGCCAACGGCAGCCUUACGGCAGAGAAGUGGACGCACUGGUGGUGGGGCGCCUCCCUGCAGCGCCCGUGCUGCAGAUCGCUGCAGGACCCCGUGGAGAAGACGACGGUUGCAGCAGUCCACGCUCUUUACGGGAGCGCGGAUCCGCGGCCAGCCGAAAGCCGUUGGACUCAUUUACUUCCCAGCUUCAAGCGCACGUUGGUACGCAUAAUCCUACAUAGAGUUGGGCUGGACUGCUUCGCUGAUACCAUCAAAGAGGGCGAGCUCGACGGACUGGACGGGCAGCAGUUCGGCGUGGAUCAGGAGGGUACCGACGCGUUCUUCAAGCACAUCAUUCGGGUGCGGACCAACAAGGUAAGGGACUACUACGCCGGCGACCGCAACAUGUACAAGUUAGUUGUAUUCACGGCCGUUCUCGAGGCCAGCGAUGGCAACUUACUGUAUCCACUUCUCGGCGAUGCGAUCAAGGAUAAGGCCGAGGAGAAGAGCAAAUUGGAUACGCUCCUCGGCGGGGACUCCGUCAUCGGGCGCUUCAGCCAGGACAUGCUGGGCCUUUUAGAUUCUUGGAACACUGGAGAUCGUACGCGGCGCCCGUGGAUGCUACUUGAUAUUCUUGGCGCGCCCUUGACCGACCAGGUCUUUUCAAGAUGGGCCAGGGGGCAGAUUGUAAAGCUGACCACGGUCAUGCAUCGCAGGUACGAGAGUCGGUUCAGCGCCUGGCCUUAUAUGCUCUACCCUUUAUCAUACGGCCGCUCCACGGAAGCAGACAAGAAGAGGGUAGCUCGUGAGGCACUCGACGCACCUGACUACAUGAUCGACUGCUACACCAGGGGGAUUCGCAACCUCUUCCCGUCGGACGCUGCAUUGUUAUCAACGCACUGCCGAACGGUUCUUGCUGCCGACUUCAGGGCGCAUUGCUACGGGACCGACAUGAUCGAGAGGCUGAACGCGCUAUACGCAGCUCGCCACCCAGUGCGCGCUCCAGGCAGGAACGCGGUCAACGCAGAGCGUGAACAUUUCUUGGACCAGGUCAAGGCCAUCCACCAGAAGCAAGGCGGCGACGCCCCCCUUGCAGUACGUAGGUUGGGCACUUCGUCGUCAGUGGAGGCGGUCACUUACAUUCCUUUAUUGGACGGCGCUUCAUUCGGUUCGGUGCCAGUUCUACCUGCCCUCGGCGAUGCGCCUGCUCCGAUGGCGAUCGAGGAUGCGCCUGCGAACGCAGACGAGCAAGCCAUCGUCCCAGCAGCACCCGCAGCGGAGCACAGGAACUUCGAGGAGCCCAUCGUCGCGCGCAUCCCGAACCCGAACCUGCUACCAGGAGACCGCGCGGCCAGUGAAGAGGCCGAUGGCGAUGGCACCAAACGCGGGCUUAGCCGAUGCAUGUUGGCGAAGAAUCGGCACCUCGAAGAUGCUAGGAAGUCGAAAGGAUCACGGAUGACCUGGAGCGAAUGCUUAGCUCACGGCGAGGAGUUCAGGGAGCUCUAUGCAGAUGCAGAUCAAGAUGUCUACGCCGAAGCCUACACUGAUUGGCGGCAUAGUGGAGGUCAGCAUCAACAUGAGCAAGUACAACAACCUUACGAACUGUGGUGGGGAGGCGGCAGCAGAGCGAGCCCCUUUACGCCAGACGAGCUCUGCCAGUACAUCGUUCAGCACGGGCGGCCGAAGGACAGCGCCGUGUUCGACGUUGACCUCGUCGAGAGGAGGGCCACCCCAGAUUUCAAGACCAAGUUCACGGACACAGACGAGAUCGACCCUUGGGGUAUGUCACGUUCGGCGAGGAAUGCCGACAGACCUGGGUCGAGGGUUCCAGCAGCCUGGGAUGUCGUGGAAAAGGGCAUCUACAAUUUCUUGCUGUCUAUCAAUGCUGGCAAGGGCGAGGAUGACGCCUCGGACGUAAUGUUGAUCAUUGCAGGCCGAGCUGUCCACGGUAAUGGCCACAUGAGGUUUGCGAGCUUGGUCACCGACGUCACCUUCAACCCGCACGUUUUCGACGUGACGUUGAACGAGUUCGAGAAGCAUGCCGACGUAGUGUCGGAGGAGUUGGUGCUACCGUCUUGGGUGAAUAUCGCGGAGCGGCAGAGCAGGGUCAGCGUCAGGCAUCGAGCUAUCGAUACCAACACGUCGGACGAAUGGAUAAACUUACUCAUCGACAAGCUGCAGCAUAUGGACAUGUACAUCGCCGAUUACGAGAUCUGCCACGACACAGGGACGCUGAGGAGAUAA